Molecule: messenger RNA, 375 nt
Organism: Suillus paluster
Lineage: Eukaryota; Fungi; Basidiomycota; Agaricomycetes; Boletales; Suillaceae
Exons: 5
Coding region: 1-375 (124 amino acids)
Source: RefSeq, a predicted model, not a curated record
AUGCUGAGGUGUUUGGUGCUCUUAGGGUGCCUCUUGGUCCUAUUACUCAGGACAGCUGACCAUACUCUGUGCAAAUUUGGUGGCAUCAUCGAUGACCACGAGGAAGGUCCAGCCAUAGCUGUUAUCCUCCAGGUAUCUUGGAGAGCUCCAUUGAAUUCUCCCAAUCCCUAUGUCAGCAUCAGCAUCAAUAAUCACAAGGAACUUGCAGGAACCAAGCAUAAGCCGAGCAGCCUCACUAUUACCAUCCGUCUGAGACAGCUUGUCAAUCCAGAUGCAUCGCUCGACUGGGAUCUUGCCAAGCUGAAGCUUGGCGCUGUAGGCGGCUUUGGGGAUGACAGACAGGGCCGACUGGGACUUCUCCCCAGUCCAAGCUAG